Diorhabda sublineata is the source of this 2095-nucleotide messenger RNA. Its product is annotated as heat shock 70 kDa protein cognate 2-like. The record is from RefSeq and is a predicted model, not a curated record. Lineage: Eukaryota; Metazoa; Arthropoda; Insecta; Coleoptera; Chrysomelidae. The transcript is spliced from 5 exons. Bases 82 to 1965 code for a protein of 627 amino acids. Gene Ontology annotation, cellular component: cytoplasm. Gene Ontology annotation, biological process: cellular response to unfolded protein; protein refolding. Gene Ontology annotation, molecular function: ATP-dependent protein folding chaperone; heat shock protein binding; ATP hydrolysis activity.
ACAUUCUAUUAUAGUCACAAAACUGGUAAGCAACUAUAAAAUUUUCUGUUUUUUGGCAUCAAAUACAACCGUAUUUCAAAAAUGGGUAAAGUAGCAGCAAUCGGUAUCGAUCUGGGUACUACUUACUCCUGCGUAGGCGUAUGGCAACACGGAAAAGUUGAAAUUAUAGCUAACGACCAAGGAAACAGAACCACCCCUAGUUACGUGGCUUUCACCGAUAGCGAAAGAUUGAUUGGAGACGCUGCGAAAAAUCAAGUAGCCAUGAAUCCUAAGAACACCGUCUUCGACGCCAAACGUCUCAUCGGUAGAAAAUUCGACGAUCCCAAAAUACAAGGCGACAUGAAACAUUGGCCUUUCCGAGUCAUCAACGAUUGCGGUAAACCGAAAAUCCAAGUCGAAUAUAAAGGCGAAACCAAAAAGUUCGCUCCAGAAGAAAUUAGCUCGAUGGUUUUAACGAAGAUGAGGGAAAUCGCGGAAACUUACCUCGGAGGUAAAGUAACAGACGCCGUAGUUACGGUACCAGCAUAUUUCAACGAUUCCCAAAGACAAGCAACCAAAGACGCCGGUGCCAUCGCCGGUCUUAACGUCUUAAGAAUCAUAAAUGAACCAACAGCCGCUGCUCUGGCUUACGGAUUGGACAAGAACUUGAAAGGAGAAAAAAACGUGUUGAUAUUCGAUUUAGGAGGUGGUACUUUCGAUGUAUCAAUAUUAGCGAUAGACGAAGGAUCUCUAUUUGAAGUUAAAUCAACGGCCGGAGAUACGCAUUUAGGUGGCGAAGAUUUCGAUAAUCGUUUAGUAAAUCAUUUCGUGGAGGAAUUUAAAAGGAAACAUAAGAAAGAUCUGAGCGGUAAUAGUAGGGCGUUGAGGAGAUUGAGAACCGCUUGCGAAAGAGCUAAAAGGACGUUGUCUUCGAGUACCGAAGCUAGUUUAGAAAUAGACGCUUUACACGAAGGUGUCGAUUUUUAUUCGAAAAUAACCAGAGCUCGAUUCGAGGAACUUUGUAUGGAUCUGUUUAGAUCGACUCUCCAACCAGUGGAAAAAUCUUUGAUCGACGCUAAAUUAGAUAAGGAAGCUAUCCACGAUGUUGUAUUAGUCGGAGGUUCUACUAGAAUUCCGAAAAUACAAAAGAUGUUGCAAGAUUUCUUCUGCGGUAAGGCAUUGAAUUUAAGUAUCAAUCCAGACGAAGCUGUAGCUUACGGAGCCGCUGUACAAGCCGCCAUCCUUAGCGGAGAUACUAGCUCGCAAAUACAAGACGUACUACUAGUAGACGUGGCUCCUUUGUCGCUAGGAAUAGAAACAGCGGGAGGAGUUAUGACGAAAAUCGUCGAAAGAAAUUCGAGGAUACCGUGUAAACAACAACAAACUUUCACUACAUACGCCGAUAAUCAAAAUGCUGUUACUAUUCAAGUAUUCGAAGGGGAACGAGCUAUGACCAAAGACAAUAACCUUUUGGGUACUUUUAAUUUGACAGGAAUACCUCCAGCUCCUAGAGGGGUACCUAAAAUUGAGGUAACCUUCGAUUUAGACGCCAAUGGGAUAUUGAACGUUUCCGCUAAAGAUAGCAGUACUGGAAAAUCGGAAAAAAUCACGAUAACAAACGAUAAAGGGAGAUUAUCGAAAGCUGAUAUUGAUAAGAUGGUUGCCGAUGCUGAAAAAUAUGCCGCCGAAGACGAACAACAGCGACAAAAGAUAUCCGCCAGGAAUCAAUUGGAAUCUUAUAUUUUUAGCGCUAAGCAGGCCGUAGAAGACGCCCCGGCUGAUAAAUUGACUACAGAAGAUAAAAAAUUGGUACAAGAUAAAUGCGCCGAAGUAUUAUCUUGGUUAGAUUCGAAUCAGUUGGCCGAAAAAGACGAAUUCGAACAUAAAUUGAAAGAAGUACAACAGGAUUGUUCGCCUGUUAUGAUGAAGCUCCACAUGGGAUCCCAACAAGCUCAAGGUGGUCCAAAAGUCGAAGAAGUUGAUUAAUUUUUUGGUAUUCGAAUUAUUUACUAAAAAUUCCGUUAUAUUCUUUCAAAUACUAAUAUUUGUAAUGACACCCUGUAUAAGUAUAAUAAAUCUUCUGGAAAUAAUAAAUAUUCACUAUUUUUUUCUAUGU